Molecule: messenger RNA, 7550 nt
Organism: Oryzias melastigma (Indian medaka)
Lineage: Eukaryota; Metazoa; Chordata; Actinopteri; Beloniformes; Adrianichthyidae
Product: period circadian protein homolog 2
Exons: 22
Coding region: 1074-5456 (1460 amino acids)
Biological process (GO): circadian regulation of gene expression; negative regulation of transcription by RNA polymerase II; entrainment of circadian clock by photoperiod
Cellular component (GO): cytoplasm; nucleus
Molecular function (GO): transcription corepressor binding; transcription cis-regulatory region binding
Source: RefSeq, a predicted model, not a curated record
UCGGUGCCUCGCAAUCUCCUCCGCCAGGAGCAACAAACCAGAACCAGCUCGGCAGAGUUUCAUUCACAAAACGAGGAGCCACGUCCGUGACGCAGUGCUGCCGGGAGAGAAAGCCCCCUGCAGUUGUUGUUGUUCGUGUCUGCUCACUAAAAACUCCCUCUAUCUGUUGACUCCGACAUUUAUGUUCGUUUUUAUUUCUAGACCAGACGCUGGUUCGGGUGGAGAAUUCUGCGGACGGGACGCAGAAACCGCAAACAUGUUUGUUGGAGAGUUCAAAGUGUGGUAUUCAGUCCCUCCCCAGUGGUCACGUUUAUUGAAAAACUAUUGACUACUUUUUCCGGAGUCGCGAGCUCCGGCUGUCAUAACGUCACCACUCCCUUUGAAUGAGCUGAUUUUUUUUUUUUGUCUGUUGCAUUGCCACACGCAUUGUAUUUUAUGUAAUUGCAACACUCGAUACGUUGUUUAAAGCUGUAUUACUCCGCGUUGUCGUAACUGUCCAGCUUCAACGCCCCACGAUACACACAACAUGAGAUUCCACGUGCGAGGGUAACUUGUUUAUAUAAAACGACGGACAGCUCCCCGGACCAAUCAGACGCCGCCAUCGCGAUUCCGUAACAUUCUCCAUGGAGACCGCUCGAUUUCAGCCAAUCAGCGGACGCCAGAGGAGGAGUCUGAAUUGAGGUCGAGCACGGGGCUCGCUGAUUGGUGCGCUGGUCUGGACCGGUGAACGGUGGGGAGGGAGCUGAGUAUUAGUGUGUCACCCAGUCUGGAGAGCGGCUCCCAUUCAGGAAUACUGGAAGUCUCCGAUAAAUGUGCUCGCCGUUGGCGGUUUUUCACGUUUUUCGUCGCAGGGUAACGCGGAGGUGAAUCUUCGACCCGACGCGCAGAUCUGUUGAAGCCUCCUCAUCCUUUGCAGUCCCGCCUCAUGGUUUUGCCAUGUGGAAAGUUUCCUAAUUUUCCAUCAGCUGCCUUUUGGCGCAUCUUAACAAUAAGGAUCCGAAGCAUCUGUCCGGCAGCACCGGUGUGGAGCAGAUUUCACGCCUAAAGAAGAGCAGGGUCCUCUUUGCGGCUCUAUGAGCCAACUGCAACGCAUGGCCAGCAGUUACGGCAAAGCUUGUGGCGGUCAGAGCGGCGUGGAGCUCGAACCUGACUUGGGACUGGCCUCUGAAGGCAGCGAUAGCAGCCACGAGAAUGCGGCCUCACUGGGCUCUCCCCACGACGACAGGAAGCGGCAGCGGCCGGCGCUGCACGAGGACGUAGAGAUGGGCGGCAGCGGCUCCAGCGGGAGCGGGACCGAGUCCCACGGAAACGAAUCGCACGGGAACGAGUCCCAUGGCAACGAAUCCGUGGUCAGCUCCAACGGCAACGGAAAAGAUUCCGCUCUGCUGGAGUCUUCAGGAAGCAACAAGAGCUCCAACUCCCACAGUCCCUCCCCACCAAGCAGCUCCAACGCGUUCAGCCUGGUGAGCUCAGAGCAGGACAACCCGUCGACCAGCGGCUGCAGCAGCGAACAGUCGGCCAAAGCCAAGACACAGAAGGAGCUUUUCAAGACCCUCAAGGAGCUGAAGAUGCACCUGCCCUCGGAAAAAAGGAGCAAGGGCAAGUCCAGCACCGUCAACACGCUCAAGUACGCGCUGCGCUGCAUCAAGCAGGUCAAAGCCAAUGAGGAAUACUACCAGAUGCUGAUGAUUAAUGACAGCCAGCCGCCGGGGUUCGAUGUGUCAUCCUACACCAUUGAGGAAAUCAACACCAUCACGUCAGAGUACACCCUCAAAAACACAGACAUCUUUGCCGUGGCCGUGUCCCUCAUCACCGGAAAGAUCGUCUACAUCUCCGACCAGGCCGCUUCCAUCCUCAACUGCAAGAGGGAGGUGUUCAAAAACGCCAAGUUCGUGGAGUUCCUGACGCCUCAGGACGUCAGCGUGUUCUACAGCUUCACGACGCCCUACCGCCUCCCGUCAUGGAGCAUGUGCACCGGAGCAGAGUCGUCUCCCACGGAGUGCAUGCAGGAGAAAUCCUUCUUUUGUCGCAUUAGUGGCGGGAAAGAGCGCGAGGGGGACCUGCAGUACUAUCCUUUCCGCAUGACCCCGUACCUGAUGAAGGUGCAGGACGCCGAGCUGUCUGAGGAGCAGUUCUGCUGCCUGCUGCUGGCCGAGCGGGUCCACUCCGGCUAUGAAGCCCCCAGAAUACCCCCAGACAAAAGGAUCUUCACCACCACUCACACCCCCAACUGUGUGUUCCAGGAUGUGGAUGAGAGGGCCGUACCUCUGUUAGGUUACCUUCCUCAGGACCUGAUCGGGACGCCGGUGCUGCUCAACCUGCACCCGAGUGACCGACCCUUGAUGCUGGCCGUACAUCGCAAGAUUUUGCAGUACGCCGGUCAAGCGUUCGACCAUUCUUCCAUCCGCUUCUGUGCGAGGAACGGCGAGUACAUCACCAUCGACACCAGCUGGUCCAGCUUCGUCAAUCCCUGGAGCCGCAAGGUCUCCUUUGUCAUCGGCAGGCACAAAGUGCGCAUGGGUCCCGUCAACGAAGACGUUUUUGCAGCGCCGGCUUUCCACGAAGGGAAGAUGAUGGAUUCAGACAUCCAGGAAAUAAGUGAACAGAUCCACAGACUGCUACUUCAACCGGUUCACAACAUGGGCUCCAGCGGCUACGGAAGCCUCGGCAGCAACGGUUCCCACGAGCAGCAGGUGAGCAUCAGCUCGUCCAGCGAGAGCAACGGCAACUUCACAGCAGCAAACGCACCAGAGGAGACUUCCAAGACCAAGCCCUCCAGGACGUUCCAAGAGAUCUGCAAAGGAGUCCACAUGCUGAAGAACCAGGACUCCCAGGUCGGCCUGCACUCCUCCUCGUCCUCAGCGUGGCCGUCCAGACACGACCACAGGAAAUCCGCUGACCUCGCUCAGAAAACCUCUGCGGUGCGCACGAGAGACUCGUCCCCCCCCUUACACAUCCGGGACAGCACUGCAGCCAGCAUGGAGGACUUCACCUGCAAAGACCAGAGCGUCUGCUCAUACCAGCAGAUCAGCUGCCUCGACAGCGUCAUCAGGUAUCUGGAGAGCUGCAACAUUCCUAUUACAGUAAAAAGAAAGUACCAGUUCUCCUCCAACACAACCUCAUCCAACUCAGACGAUGACAAGAGGGGCUCGGAGGACGGCAUGCAGGUGCUCCAGGGCACACACUCAGAUCCUUUGCUAGACACACAGUCAGGUCUGUCGAACAUGAAAGUGCCGAAGAAGCCUCCAUCAGGGGCAGCUCCUGUGGUGGGCGGCGCCUUAGCCCCACUAACGUUGCCUAGUAAGGCGGAAAGCGUCGUGUCCAUCACAUCCCAGUGCAGCUACAGCAGCACCAUCGUCCACGUGGGCGACAAGAAGCCUCAGCCAGAGUCUGAGAUAAUUGAAGACGUUGCAGAGAGCCCCGCGCCUCCCGCCGUACCAUUCAGUGUGGUGUCUCCGCCCAGCCAAGAGAAGGAGGCCUACAAACGGCUGGGGUUGACCAAGCAAGUGCUGGCAGCACACACCCAGAAAGAGGAGCAGGCCUUCCUGAACCGCUGCCGGGAGCUGCGCAACGCAAGAAGCUUCCAGAGGGAGUGCUCCUCGUAUCUGCACCGACAGAGGAGUCCCGCCAACGCUGAAGAAUCAUCUGGAUUGCGAGGUGCUGCCAAACAAAGCACCACCAAGCCCGAAACUGCGGCAAAGAAGGGCAACCACCGCAACCGAAAGUCCAAGAAGCCGCGGAUGAAGCACCCCGAUUCGUCCGACAGCGCCGUGUCCAAUCGCAAACCUCGCCCCCCUCUCCAGGGUCUCAACCAGACCUCCUGGUCGCCGUCUGAAGCCUCCCAGUCAGCCUUCAACGUCUCCUACCCCACCAUGGUGCCUGCAUACCCGCUGUACCCCCCGACGCCCGCUGCGCCAGCUCAGGCCCCCCGCCCCGACCCGUCUCUGUCCACCGGCUUUGGGGAGGUGCAGAACACUCAGGCUCCGGCGACGACGACCCCCUUCCCGGCACCCAUUGUGACUCCCGUGGUUGCUCUGGUUCUGCCAAAUUACCUCUUCCCUCAAAUAGGACAGUUGGGUCAGAUGGGAUCCGCUCCUAGACCGGCAUAUUUCACCGAGCAGUCGCAAGUGCAGCCUGCGUACUCCGCCCCGCAGCCCUUUCAGGCCGCGCAGCCACCCUACGCCCUGCAAACACAACCGCCCUUCAGCAGCCAGCAGCCGUUUCCCGUGCAGACGGCGUUCUCUCCGCCGCAGCCCUUCCAAGCCGCUCAGACCCCCUUCACCGCCCAGCAGCCUUUCCAGGGCGCUCAGACUGCCUACACCACCCAGCAGCCCUUCGCGGCGCAGCCUCCUUUCACCGUGCAGACUCAGUUUGUUGCUCAGGCCCCAUACCCUCCUCAACCCUUCCCCUACACCAUCGCUCCAGAACUCCCGAAAGCUCCCGCUGUGGAGCCCAGAGAAGCCGCGGCAUCGCGGUCCUCCACCCCGGCCUCCGGAGCGCGAGAGCCCACCACGUCCCCGCCGCUGUUCGAGUCGCGCUGCAGCUCUCCACUGCAGCUCAACCUGCUGAGCAUGGAGGAGGGCCAGCGCUCGGUGGAGCGGCAGGACAACACGGCGCCCUCUGCUGGAGGCCAAGCCGGCACUGCAGCUGCCGUGUCUGGAGGACUGGGCGCCUCCGGAGACAAGAACGGAGGCGCCACCAAAACCGACAACCACCAACAGGUGGAAUCUCCGGGCGACGGCGCGCACAGUGACGGGAACUCCUCAUCCUGUGACCUCCUGGACAUCCUGCUGCAGGAACAGGAGGACUCCCACUCUGGCACCGGAUCGGCCACCUCUGGCUCUAUGGGCUCUGGCUCCGGCUCUGGCUGCCAUGGCUGCCAAACCUCUGCCAGCGAAGCAUCCGGCAGCCGAACAGGGAGCAGCAACACCAGCAAGUACUUUGGCAGCGUGGACUCCCUGGAACACGAUCCCAAUGGGAAAGCCAAAAUGAGGGGAGAAGGAGGCUCUGAGGGCAGCAAGUCACAGGUCAAAGCUCCAGCCCAAGAAGACGGGGAGCACUUCAUCAAAUGUGUCCUUCAGGAGCCGCUUUGGCUGCUGAUGGCCAACGCCGACGAGAAGGUCAUGAUGACGUACCAGAUGCCAUCCAGGGACAUCCAGAGAGUUCUGCGUGAAGAUAAGGAGCGGCUGAGGCAGAUGCAGAAGAGCCAGCCUCAUUUUACCUCAGACCAGCGGCGAGAGCUGGUGGAGGAGCACCCCUGGAUGAGGAGGGGAGGUCUGCCUGCAGCCAUCAAUGUAAAGGAGUGUGUGUACUGUGAAGAUGUAGCAGCGGCGCCGAUAGAAGAGGACCUGCCGGACAUGGACAUGGGCGAGCUGAGUGAGGACCUGAGCAGGGGGGGACAGAGCUCCCAGAACCAGUCAGCAGAGACUCAGCCCCAGCCCGAUUCUGGCUCCUGAACCUGCAGCACGCCGCCAGCAGGGGGACACACUCACAAUCCUUACAAAAAAGACACAAGCCGAAGUCUGUGCUGAUAAAUGUAUGCACACAUCCCUGGUGUGUUCAUGUGUGUGAGGCUGGUUCUCUGGGAAAACCCUUCUACACUCUGCUGCCAUUUUUACCUUCUGCUCCAACAGAGCAUUGAUUCCAAAAGAGAUCCAGCUCAACAAUCCCCAGGGUUAUUGUUAUUAUCAUUUCUUUUUUUAGAGUUUUAUUUUUACAAAAAACAAAAUUGUGAUAAAAAUGUUGCUGGGAUCAUUGUUGAUACCUAAACCUGUUUCUUGUUUUUAUUCCCUGCAGCUGUCAAAUCUGCUGCUUUAUUCCCAUUUAUUUAUGGUAGAAUUCCUCAAAAAAAACAAAAAAAGACCCAGAGGCUUCUUAUACGUUUGUGUCAUGAAUGCAUUUGAAUGUCACGAUGCUCACAGCAGUGUUAGCAUUUACAGAGUGUGCAGAGGCGACAAUCUCAUCACCUUUCCUUAAAGUUUAUUAUUUAUUCUUUUGUUGCUAAUGUUUGCAGAGUAUGAAUCCACUUAAAGCCAAAUAAGUAGAGCUAUAGGAUAAUAUAUGAACACUUUAAGAACUCAGACAGUAAGCAUUGUACUUUUUAAAAGGAAGCCCCGCCCACUUCAUUUUAGUAUGACGUGUUGCCACUUAAAACAGCACGGGUGCUAUUAAAAAAGAAAGUGGGAAUAAUGAGAAUAGGUAAAGAAGCUUUUGUAAUAUUUUUGUAAAGUAAGACUAUCAGUAUCUUUGAAAAGAUGCCCAUAAAGUCGAGUUUUACGGGUUGUGUGUGUAGAAACUGGAGGCUCAGAGCUGCAGAAUAGUGUGAAUGGAAUUGCACCUUUUGUCAACUACAGAUUGUAUCAUUUAGUGAUAUGCUCUCCCUUAAAUGUACUUUAAAAGCUCCAUUUAUUACAAAUAGUCUUUAUAUCUUUGUUCUGACAGAAUGAUGCAGCACUACAUCCAAACUUACACAUUAUGCAGAACUGUAGGGAUUUCCAUUGCACCUUUUCCAGAUUGUUCUCUUCAACAGUAGCUGCUUUGCAACUUUUUUUAUAUUCAAAUGAUUCAGCAGCUUUGAAGUCACCAAGUUACAUGGGUUCUGGGUGUUUGUGUUCUGUAAUUCUGAUGGCAGUUGGGUCGGGAGUUCAGCAAAGCCACUCUGGUUUGCUGCAGAACCACAAGUGUAGCAAAAAGGUGGGAAUGUAUGAAAGCAGGUUUAUUCUGGAGGAUGGUCGACGGGAAGUGUGGACCCGCCCCAAACCCACUUAAGUGUUACAAAAACUGUGAUCCAUGUUGUCUCAAACGGCCCAGGAACAAGGCAGAAGAACCAGGGCUUGUGAACGUCACACAAGCUGGACCAACUCUCUUCAUGUUUUCAUUUUUUGGUCUUGUCAGAAUGUUUUUGUAAUCGUUUUUUUCUAUUUUACUCCUUGUGCAUGUUUUAUUUGUGCGGCAAGAGCUUUUUUUUUUUUUUUUUUUUGAGGCGUUGUUGGGGACGAACCCUACCUCUAUUUCCAGGUCUGGUCACUGUGGGCCGGCCGUGUGGGUGGAGCAGAGCGGAAACUGAAAUGCACUCUGGGAGUCCUGCAUCACGCUGGCGGACGCGUUCAGAUUCCCUGCUUUCCAACUCUACGACCGAUUGAAUGAAUGCACAGAAUCCGUAACCACCCUUAGCAACCAAACUCUAUCUCUGUCUUGUGUCCGUCGUGUGCGAGACGUCUGUAAGGGGUCUCCAGUUUGAACCGGUGUAUAAACCUAGGAAUGCCAGUAUGUCGGUGAAACCUUUGAAGAACACUGCGGUUGUGUGCGUACAAACACAAGAGGAAAACACUCUUUAACAAAAUUGCACACUGGUCAGCUAUUAGAGACUCCCUGAUCUGUAUGAGAGCACACCAUGUUGUUGAUAGUCAUGUACAUUUGUCUCAUUGCCACUGUAUGAGUCCGUGUUAUAUUAUACUUAUACUGGCACAGUUCUGUGCUUUUUUGUAGCUGAGAAGAUGUGUGGUUUGUAACUUUGAAACAAUGCUGUAAUAAAACUACAGCGAAAUAAA